UAAUAAUUAAUAAUUAUAUUAAUCGAAUUUCAAUCCAAAAUAUACGAGGAACUUGAAUAAAGGGACUGCCUGCCUUGAGAAAUCCUUUUCUUUUUCUUGGAUGGAUCAGCCUCUGGUAAUGAGAGCUUCCGUUCUUGUUUGGUAGCCAAAUAACGGCAUUAUCUCAUGAUUGUAUUUUGGUUUCAUGUGUUUUCUGGUAGCCCAAAUCAUCUCAUAGCCCCACACCUUUUCGCCACCUUUUUCCUUCCUUCUGUUAAAAAACGCUUGCCUUCUUCUCUAUCCCUUGUAACUCUCUUAAAAAUCAGCCAUGUCCACCAUAAAAACCUGUAGAGAAACCCUUUUAGCUGCCUUCACUGAUAAUUCAGAUAAUUAUAAGAAGUUGGUCUCGAAAUCAUACAAUAAUUAUUCAGCCACCAGUAGCCUAAUGGAUACGGAAAUACCGGCUGUGGCAGUAGUACCGGGUCAAAAGAGAAGUAGAAAAGGAGGGGAUGCAAGAAAUAAGAAGGUUGUUAAUGGUGGUGGUAGUGGAGAAUCAGAGCAUGAGAUUCACAUAUGGACUGAGAGAGAAAGGAGAAAGAAGAUGAGGAACAUGUUUUCUAGUCUUCAUGCUUUGCUUCCUCAACUUCCUGCUAAGCUUGUACAGGCAGACAAGUCCAGUAUUGUAGAUGAAGCAGUAAAAUACAUCAAGACCCUCCAACAAACCCUCCAAACCUUGCAAAAACAGAAGGUUGAAAAAUUCCAGGGAGCUAUCAUUGACUUUGAACCAUCAGUGAUCACAUCACUGACAGAUACAGUUGGAUCGAGGGAAGCCUCUUUUGCUGCUCUGGGGCCAUCAAAGAACUCCCCUUUGACCUCAAAAAUGUCUCAGAAUUCAUUUUCUGUCUCUCUUUCUCCGGCUUGCUUCCAGACAUGGUUUUCACCAAAUGUUGUCAUGAACAUGUGUGGUGAUGAUGCACAAUUCAGCUUGUGUUCAACAAGGAAGCCUGGGUUACUUGCCACCAUCCUCUACAUACUAGAGAAGCAUAAUUUGGAUGUUGUAUCUGCUCAUAUUUCCUCUGAUCAGUAUCGUAGCAUUUACAUGAUACAUGCUCAUGCCGACGGAGCUUCUGAUCAAUAUCCAGAGGCAAUGUCAGUCGAAGAUACAUUCAAGCUAGCAGCAGGCGAGAUGAACUUAUGGGUCAUGUCAUGUUGAUUUGGAACCAUGCAUCAACAGAAAGGAUGUUCACUCUUAAGACUUUGCCUUUUUUGUUGAAAAUUAAAGGGUGGUUCACAUGCAUGAAACGGGGGAUGCUUAAUAAACUAUCAGCUUGCUCUAUCUACCAGGCAACAUGGAUAUAUAGCUUCUUCGGAUCCAUGCAUAAUGUUCCAGUUAAUUAAUUUUCUGCAUAUAAUCAAGUAAUGUGAACGAUGCUAGCUAGCGCAGAAAACUGUCACAUGUCUGCACGGCUGAACAUCAGGAAAGGAGAUUAAUUUUGGUAAAUAUACCUGCACAAGACCAGAGAUAUAAAGGUUCAAUUUUAUAUUUAUCAUCUGGUACCUCCAUUUGAUAUGUUAGAUUCCCUGCAGAUUUAUUUUGUGAUUGAUUUAGAUA
Populus trichocarpa (black cottonwood) is the source of this 1591-nucleotide messenger RNA. Its product is annotated as transcription factor bHLH95. NCBI's taxonomy places the organism in Eukaryota, Viridiplantae, Streptophyta, Magnoliopsida, Malpighiales, Salicaceae. Gene Ontology annotation, molecular function: protein dimerization activity; DNA-binding transcription factor activity. The record is from RefSeq and is a predicted model, not a curated record. Gene Ontology annotation, biological process: regulation of DNA-templated transcription; endosperm development. Bases 308 to 1192 code for a protein of 294 amino acids. The transcript is spliced from 3 exons.